GCCUAACUACAGAACCUUCCAGGGAGGCAGCAGCCUGUAAGAAAAUCACAGCCUUGAGGAUUUCCAGUUGUAUUAUCGAAUUUUGAAGGUCAACAACAGUAGGAACUUGCUUGCUUCCAUUUUCUUUCUCUUUCUCUCUCUCCCUCCAUCUCUCGACGUCCAUGGGGGGGCAUCUUCUCAUCUUAGUCUUAGUUUCGUGUUUGAGAUUGAAAAGUCUUCUAAAACUUCCACAGAACUGAUUCAUUCCCCUCUGACCUUGCCUUUCUUUUCUUCUUCUCUCUUUUUUUCCCUCUCAAAUUUGCUAAUUUCUUCUAUAUUCUCUCUUCAAACCUAGCUUGAUUAGCUCUACCUAGAUUUACUAAGAAACAAACAACUUCUCCCACUGCCCUUCAAAGUAGUGGUUGGUGAUUCUUGUUUGUUAAUUUGUUUUGUUUUCAUCUUCUUCAUCUCAGUAGACCACUAUACUCUCUUUCCUUGAUUUUUCUUUCCCUUAUCUUUAUAUCAUCUUGGACUGUCUCUAGAUCCAUUUUUCCGCAGAGGAAAAUCAUAUUUUUGUCAAUUAAUCAUGGAUUUUGGGUCAAACAAAGAAGGGUUUGCUGAAGAAGAUCAGAUUCAGAUGGGUAAAGCAGCUAAACUUCAGUUCUCAUACUCUUCUUCUUCCUCUCCAUCAUCUUCAUCUUCUCACCAUCACUACAGAACCCAGCAGCUUCCUCUUAGCAGCAGCAGCAAAAGUAGAUGGGAAGCUCACCACCAAAUGGGUUCUUGGUUGGGCCCAUCCGAUCAAGAAGAAGCCGUAUCUGCAAAGCUUGAUCUCAUGGAAACAUCGCAAACAAACACGGAUGAAGAUGUGAGAAAUAGUGCAAGUGUUAGCAUCGAGAAGGAGCACAUGUUCGAUAAAGUUGUCACUCCAAGUGAUGUGGGUAAGCUAAAUCGUUUAGUCAUCCCAAAACAACAUGCUGAAAAGUAUUUUCCUUUGGAUUCCUCCACAAAUGAGAAGGGUUUACUCUUGAAUUUCGAGGAUCGAAAUGGAAAACCAUGGAGAUUUCGCUACUCUUACUGGAACAGCAGCCAAAGCUACGUUAUGACAAAAGGUUGGAGCCGUUUUGUGAAGGAUAAAAAACUUGAUGCCGGAGAUAUAGUGUCGUUUCAACGCGGCGUUGGCGAGUUGGGUAAAGACCGUCUUUAUAUUGACUGGAGGCGAAGACCAGAUGCGGGGGCUGAACCGCCACCUACGUUUCCUCUUCAACACCACCACCAUCACUUGUCAUUUCACCGCUCUAUUCCUUGGAGCCCUUUACUAAUGAGGCCUCCAGUCCCUGGGAUGCCAAGGGACCACUCAAACUUGCCACAAAUCAAUAAUUACUUCAAUCGGAAUUCUUAUUAUAAUGGUGGUUAUGGCAGUGGUAAUGUUGCAAACACAUGUUCAAUGGGGUCAAUUCUCUACUUGAGAUCCCAACCAGCUCUUGUAAACCCACAAUUACACAUGGGAAAGGUGGAGUGGCAACAACAGCAUGAUAAAAUGGUGUUUGAUUCGGUGCCGGUGGUCCAAGGGAAGGCGGCAGCCAAGAGGUUGAGACUCUUUGGGGUAAACAUGGAGUGUCCCUUGACGGAGGCAGAUGAGUGUGACAUAUUGUCUUCAACCGCAAUGACAAUUCAGAAGUCUUCUUCAUCAUCACAAUCUUCUCCCCAAUUAAGGCUUUACAAAGGCACCCCAAUUCAAACAGCACCCAGCUUGCCAGCAGCUCCUAUAGACUUUCUCAACAAGGGGAAAGCCUCCAUGUCUUUUGAUUCUACAUCUUCAAUCUAAUACAACAUCUCUUCGAGAUGAAGAAGGGAAUGGCCAAAACACUUAUCUAUACUUAAAUUCAAUAAAGAGAAUGAUCAAAGGGUGGUGGAACAAGCUGCUUUGGGGUUUGCCCAGAAACCAGAUAGACAUGAAAGAAGUUGUUGUUCUUGUCGCUGCUUCGUUAGGCACGCUCACAGAUUUUGCAGACAAAUUGCCAGAGCUUUAAAAGCAACAGAAUGUACUUACUGCAGACUUGCUGCUAAAACUUCAAACAUGCAUCAAUAUUUAUAUACAAAGUGCUAUUUAAUGAAGUCUGGCUACAAACAUAGUGGUUGGCAAGUACGGUUUCUGCUUAAAAACCAAGAACUCCCCGCAAGUUUCAAGAUCAUUGGCAUGGCUUUUCUUGUUUUAUAAUUAAAGCCAGAAGAGCCCGAAUUACGGGGCUGAUUAGCAACUUAGAAUGUGAUUACCAAAACUAUUUCAUUGAUGAAGCAGCACGAAUAGUUUAGCGUGGCUGAAUACCAUCAUUUCUUGUCUUCCCAAUUUCUAAUAUUCUGGGUUCAUAUAUUAAAGAUGUUCAUUUGAGAAAUUUACAGGUGCAUAUGUCAAAGAAAGAAAGACAGAAAGAAAAUGGGAAUGAUUUUGGUGAUUGCUGCAGGGAACAAAUGCUUAGAUAUUACUCUCUGAUCUCCCACGAAUAACUGUUGAAGAAGAAUUAACGUUAAGUUUGGCUUCAGAGUUUGUGUUUUUUGAGCAGAUUUGGCAUGGUUUGACCUGCUAUAAUUAAUAAUCAAAAAGAUGUAAUUAGAUGCAUGUCAAGGGUUUUCAUCUUCUUUACACUUUCUUAAUUACGUUGAAAAAAGGAAAGAAAGAAAGAAAAAUUGAAGCUAUGUAAACGAGGGGCAAGUAACUGAAGUAACAGAAAAAUAGAUAGAUACAUGAUUGAUUCGAUAGAGAAAUUUCUUUUUCGGUAACAAACUUUGAACUGGAUUGUUUCUUUGGGUUGAUCGGAUCACACGUUAAACUUCGAAUUCAAUAAUCAAACUCACAACUGUGACAUAUAGCCUAUUUUUUGAAGAGCAAAAAGUAUAGUUGUUGGAUGGUAUAGAAUGUGAAGUUUCGACCCUCCACUGUGAAUGUUAGAGCUACCAACUUGACCUCUUUCUCAUCUCUUGAUCUCACA
Messenger RNA from Mangifera indica (mango), 2969 nucleotides. RefSeq names its product B3 domain-containing protein Os03g0120900-like. The transcript is spliced from 3 exons. The coding region runs from base 566 to 1807 and encodes 413 amino acids. The record is from RefSeq and is a predicted model, not a curated record. NCBI's taxonomy places the organism in Eukaryota, Viridiplantae, Streptophyta, Magnoliopsida, Sapindales, Anacardiaceae. Gene Ontology annotation, molecular function: DNA-binding transcription factor activity; DNA binding.